AAUCUUUUCUUGAUUAUUGACAGCCGCCUCCUUUCUUCUUCAAAACCCAUUCAACAAAAUUCCAUGGUAAUUCCUCUUAUUCAUUCAUAUAAAACAAAACUUCAGUAGAUUAAAUAUUCAUUUGUGUGUUACUGCAUUCUACGUGUGCCAACUUCUCACCGUCCACCCAGCUCUGCUAUUCCCGAUUGCUGAGAAGAAAAAUCGAAGCUUUUCGGUUUUCGUUUUUCAAUCUGUAACAAAGACCCACAUCGAAUCUUGAGAAAUCGGUUGAAUUUUGAGGAUCAAAGUUGAAAAAGAAGAUGGAUAAUGGCAAUAACAGCGGCGGUGGCGGUGGUAGUGGUGAGAAGCAGAGCCACCGUCUGCCGCUGUCGGAUGUGGUGUCCGAUUGCUUGAGGAGGUGGUUUCAAGAUACCCUCAAAGAGGCCAAAGCUGGGGAUCUUUCUAUGCAGGUUUUGGUUGCUCAGAUGUAUUUUAAUGGUUAUGGGAUUCCAAAAGAUGCCCAAAAGGCAAAAAUUUGGAUGACAAGAGCUGCAAGAGUCCGAUCUUCAGUUUGGAAAGUUAGCAAUAAACGUCCAGGUUAUAAUGCAAGUGAUUCUGAUUCAGAAGAGUUGUUGGAUGACUCUUGAUAGGAUGAGUAGGGCUCUGAUUUGUUCAUCUAAUCAAUCAAUCAAUCAAUCAAUCAUUUGUGCGAAAUUGCACCUGGGUUUUUGAUGCAAACUUUUCGCGGUUUCAUUUUGUUCUUCGUUUUAGAAAAAACCAAUUUGUACAAUUGACCGGUUUUCAGGUUUCAGUUCUUGUAGAAAUAACUUUGGUUUUCAUUUUUUUUCCUAUGCCGAUGAACAGUUUGUGAAUUCCUGGGUUUUGUGAUGAACUCGAAAUAUGUUGGGUCAAUGUCCGUUUUAUCGUUUCUCUUCUUCUUCUUCUUUAUUAAGCAACUCAUUUUUC
Cynara cardunculus var. scolymus (artichoke) is the source of this 945-nucleotide messenger RNA. RefSeq lists its product as uncharacterized. Gene Ontology annotation, molecular function: protein binding. Lineage: Eukaryota; Viridiplantae; Streptophyta; Magnoliopsida; Asterales; Asteraceae. The transcript is spliced from 4 exons. The coding region runs from base 300 to 626 and encodes 108 amino acids. The record is from RefSeq and is a predicted model, not a curated record.